Messenger RNA from Paecilomyces variotii, 357 nucleotides. Its product is annotated as putative prefoldin subunit 2. Gene Ontology annotation, biological process: protein folding. The transcript has 4 exons. Gene Ontology annotation, cellular component: cytoplasm; prefoldin complex. Gene Ontology annotation, molecular function: protein folding chaperone. The record is from RefSeq and is a predicted model, not a curated record. The coding region runs from base 1 to 357 and encodes 118 amino acids. Lineage: Eukaryota; Fungi; Ascomycota; Eurotiomycetes; Eurotiales; Thermoascaceae.
AUGGCGAGCCAGCCGCAGGUCAGUGUCAAAAGGCAGCAAGAGCUGCAGCUCCAAUACUCGACUUUCAAAAACACACUGCAACAACUUGCGCAAAAGAUUGGUGACAUCGAACAAGAGACCGAAGAGCACAAACUCGUAAUUGAGACCCUCGAGCCUCUCCCUCAGGAUAGAAAAUGCUUCCGGAUGGUUAACGGUGUCCUGGUCGAACGGACUAUCAAGGAUGUGAUUCCGUCGCUCAAGACCAAUUCUGACGGACUGAAACAGGUCUUGGAUGAGCUCCUCAAGCAAUACAAGGCCAAACAGACCGAAAUGGACAACUGGAAGAAGAAGAACAAUAUCCAAGUGGUCCAGCAGUGA